AAUGGGACGCUCCAGCCUCCGUUUGGUCAUGUGGAACGCAUCUGUGGCCUUGGCACUGAUGUGCACGGUGCUCUGCCGCGUGGAAGGAAUGCCUCAUCCCCCGGCCACCUCCUCAGCGCCGAUGGUAGAGGCGCCCUACGACAACAAGUUCGACAACGUGGACCUGGAUGAGAUCCUGAACCAAGAGCGGCUCCUGAUCAACUAUAUCAAGUGUUUGGAGGGCACAGGUCCCUGUACGCCCGAUGGCAGGAUGCUGAAGGAAAUCCUACCCGAUGCCAUCAUGACCGACUGCACCAAAUGUACGGAGAAGCAGCGUUACGGGGCCGAGAAGGUAACCACCCAUCUCAUUGACAACCGACCAACGGACUGGGAGCGACUGGAGAAGAUCUACGAUCCGGAGGGAACCUAUCGCAUCAAGUACCAGAAGAUGAAGGCUAGUGCCGCUGAACAAGCUUCAGUUUCAUCAUAAAGCGUAAUUCCUUACUUAUCUUACACUAACCUUUAUUUGUGCACAAAAGAAACAAGCUACAAUUGUUUUAAAUUUGAUAAUAAUUCAUAUUUUAUAUAUAUUAUUAGAGCUAAUAAUUUGCAGUUACUGUUUAAUGUUGAAAUUAGUUUGUAAACAACAUUUCCUAUUAAUAUUAAAUGCAUAGAUAAUAAAUACUUGCAAGCAA
Drosophila kikkawai is the source of this 674-nucleotide messenger RNA. It is a transcript of the gene a10, whose product is annotated as antennal protein 10. Lineage: Eukaryota; Metazoa; Arthropoda; Insecta; Diptera; Drosophilidae. The record is from RefSeq and is a predicted model, not a curated record.